GAUAAUGGAAUAAUCCAUGCGCCAGCCUGACACAAAAUAUCUUACAUUCGGCUCAGGAUGUGUGUAUGAGCUGAGGGCGUAGCAGGUGCAGUCAUGCAGUCGGGGCCAAACUGCAGCUCAGAGUGUGUGUCAGGAGUGUGUUACAUCCACCCGACACUCAGCAGCCAGGAGGGAUGGGACGUACUGCAGAGACUCUGCACCCUCACUACUGGGAGGGUGGUGGAGAUGCAGGGCCGUUCUCUGUCUCCAGUGCUGUGUGCUGUGGUGUGGACGCUGCUCUCCUGUGGAAUCCUGCUGGCCAUCUUCUUCCUCCUCUUCACGCUGCGCUUCAGGAACAACAGGAUCGUGAAGAUGUCCAGUCCCAACCUGAAUGUGCUGACUCUGUGUGGAAGCAUUCUGACCUACAGCAGUGGCUUCCUCUUUGCCAUUGAAGAGAGGACGCUGAUGCAGGGAGUGGGGCCCAGGGCAGUACUACAGGCCCGGAUCUGGACUCUGUGUAUCGGGACCACGCUGGUGUUUGGACCCAUCCUGGGGAAGACCUGGCGUCUGUAUCGGGUCUUCACCCAGCGCAUUCCCGACAAGAGAGUGAUCAUCAGGGACAUCCAGCUGAUGGGUCUGGUUGCGUUGCUGAUUCUGGUGGACAUUCUGGUUCUGGGCACCUGGGGCUUAGCCGACCCAAUCAAAUGUGCACGCUCGGUUGGAGCAGUGGUCAAGGUGGUGGAAGUGGACGUGUCGUACUCUCUGUCUCACCUGGACUCCUGCUCGUCCCAGUACUCAGACAUCUGGGUCAUUCUCCUCUCUAUCCUCAAGGGUAGUCUCCUCCUUUACGGGACGUACUUGGCUGGCCUGACCAGCAACGUCAGUCUGCCCCCCGUCAACCAGUCCCUGACCAUCAUGGCCGCCGUGUGUCUGGUGACGGUGUCGUCGUCGGUGGCCAUCCCGGUCUCGCGCUACCUGCAGGCCUGGCCUAAUGUGGUGUACAGCGUGGUGUCGGGAGCCAUCUUCAUCUGCACCCUGGCCAUCGACUGCCUGCUGUUUGUCCCUCAGCUGACCCAGUGGAGGCAGUUUGAGGAGGAGAUGAACCCGAACCCGAGUCAGAUGUCCAAGUACUUCAGCAGCCCCAGCAGGAGCGUGCGCUCCAUGUACAGCGAGGACGAGAUCUACUACCUGCUGGGGGAAAACACCUCCAUGAAGAGGCUCAUCAAUGAGAAGAAUGCGGUGAUCGACAGCCUGCAGGAGCAAGUGAACAACGCCAAGGACAAACUCCUCAAGCUCAUGGGCCACCCCCCCAUGGAGGGCGAGAUGGAUUCCUCCAACACCAACCUCAACUCCUGCUCCACCCAGACCACGGUGGUACAGCCCGACAUGCCCGCCACCACGCCCCCCUCGCCCGAGAGCGAGCCGUCGGUCUCCACCCUGCCCCUACCUCCGCCCAUGCCCCUGCCACUGCCGAUGCUAGCCUCACCUCCGCCGUACUUGGCUCCACCCCCUGCGCCACCCUCCGCCCUGGCACCGCCUCCUGCCUCCUCCGCAAACAACGAGCGUUCCCAUAGCAACCAAAGGAGGGCAGUGUUGCCUCCUGAGAGAUUCUCCUCUGAUGACGUGCCGUCCAAACCCCAUGUUGGUUCAAACUCUGGCCUCGGGCUCGCUACCGUGGAGGAGGUGUCGGAAACCGGUCCCGUCCCGAACCCGAACCAGGUGCCGCCGGGAUCGGCCCUCUUGUCCCCGACGAGGCCCGGAGCGGCCCGGCCAGACUCUGUCGGACCCGCGGAAGACGCCAUUGUCACGUCGCCGCCGGUGACGGGGGGUGCCUGGCAGGGCUUUGUGAGCAACGAGCAGCUGCAGGAGAUCCUGAAGGAGCUGAGCGUGGACGCCCGGGGACGUUCCGCCUCCUUCCGCUCGCCGGACCCGACCAGGAGGCCGUCGGCCGGUCAGCCGCCGGACGAGCUGUCGCCGCUCUCCCCUCGCUCGCGCCCCUGCUCGCCGUUCUACUUCCACUACCCCAGCAUCUCGCCCUACGCCAUGCGCAAGCGCCGGCCGCCCUUCUACCCCCACAGGUCCGGCCCGCACGGCGCAGCGUUGGGGCCGCCGCCGCCGCCACCCGCCGUCGUCGCCGGACGCUGCAGGAGGACAGGGCGCCCCGACCGGCAACAGUCCCAGGAGACGGGCGAGCCCACGAGCGACCCCGGCCUCGUUUUACGCGACGAGGAGGGCACCAAAGAGGCGGAGGCGGACGAGGCGGAGGAGAGGGGCGCCCGCGCGUCGCCCCGAUGGCAGCGGCGGCGGGAACGGAGGCGAGAGCGACGGCGUCGGACGCCCGCUCCCCGCCGGUGCUCCAUCACGCCGUACUCGGGCCAGACGGCCCCCAGACUCGCGCCCUCCGACCCGGAAGGAGUCGGCAGGAGGAACCAGGAAGUGGAGCUCGGGAGCGCGGACCCGUACGGCUACUUGGACUCGGACUCGGACAGCAGCUCGGAGGAGGACUACUGCUACUACCACCGGCCCUACUGCGACUCCUGCAGGCAGGGCAGCUACGCGUCGUCCUCCGACAGCACGUCCGAGACCUCGGACAGCGAGUACGGCGCCGUCUUCGACCUCUGCCACGCCACGCACCCCGUGGUCAACUUCAACGAGGACCUCAAACCCACGUUUGUCUGAGUGUGUGUGUUUUUGUAAGCGUGUGUGUGUGUGUGUGUACAUGUACGUGUUCCAUCCUGUGGUCAAAUUCAAUGAGGACCUCAAACCCACAUUUGUCUGAGUGUGUGUGUUUGUGUAUUUUGUUUGUGUAUGUGAGAGUGAGUGUGUGUGUGUUUGAACAUUGAGCAUGAAUACAGAUUGACCCAGCAGUAAAGGUGAAUGCUCUAAAUAAAUGAAUUUAAACAUAAAUGCACUCCACUAACAUAUGGACAGUGGUGCAGCACAGACCACUAUGUUCCUAACAAUGUCUGUGUAGGUAAGCAUCAUAUGCUUUGUGCUUUCAUGAUUUUCAUGUUGUAUUAGUGUUAUUUCACUGCUGGGUUUCAGUCUAUCUGACAUGUUGUCGUCCAGAGGUGGACAUCCCGGUUCCAGAAAGUAAAAGUCCUGCCAUCGGUAUGUUCUUUCUACCUGUGCACUUAACACAGGUAAUAUCACUAAUUAUCUGAUCUACCUGGCAGCUAAUUAGGACGAGCUGGUUUACUAAAUCGUUGGAUCAAAUACUUGGCAGGACUUCUACUUUCUGAAUCCGGGAUGUCCGCCUCUUUUGUCAUCUUAGUUGAAGUUAGUUAUCUACCGAGAAGUGUAUAGAAAAAUGUCACACUGAUGGAGCUAAGCUGUUACGUGACUUUACCCUCUUCACCUGCCAGGGGUGUGUUAGCUAAAUGAA
Molecule: messenger RNA, 3364 nt
Organism: Sardina pilchardus (European sardine)
Lineage: Eukaryota; Metazoa; Chordata; Actinopteri; Clupeiformes; Clupeidae
Gene: gpr156
Product: G protein-coupled receptor 156
Exons: 11
Coding region: 94-2658 (854 amino acids)
Biological process (GO): gamma-aminobutyric acid signaling pathway; G protein-coupled receptor signaling pathway
Cellular component (GO): membrane; G protein-coupled receptor heterodimeric complex
Molecular function (GO): G protein-coupled GABA receptor activity
Source: RefSeq, a predicted model, not a curated record